AUGGAUGGUGGGCUUCGACUACGAGGUCGGUUAUGUGUACCCUUGGAUGUCCAGUUGAGACGUGAGGUAUUAGAUGGAGCUCAUCGUAGUCGCUCCACUAUCCAUCCUGGAGCUACAAAAAUGUAUAAGGAUUUGCGUAGACAUUUUUGGUGGAAAAGUAUGAAGCGAGAUAUUGCAGAAUAUGUUUCUAAAUGCCGAACAUGUCAACAAGUUAAGAUUGAGCACCAAAAGCCAGCUGGAGAAUUACAACCACUCCCAAUCUUAGUGGUUAAGGAUUGUCUUCGUAAAGCUCAGAGUAGACAGAAAAUUUAUGCAGAUAGGAAGCGUCGACCAUUACCUCUUGAAGUAGGAGAUGAGGUAUUACUCAAGGUGUCUGCUAUGAAAGGAGUAAUGAGGUUUGGGAAGAAAGGUAAAUUGGCUCCUAGAUUUAUUGGACCUUUUCCUAUAACUAAGAAGAUUGGAAAUGUGGCAUACCAGUUGGAGUUACCACCACAGUUAUCUUGUGUCCACAACGUAUUUCAUGUUUCUAUGCUACGUAGACACUUAAGAGAUGGGGAGCGAGCUCAAAAAGCAGACCUUAGUGAGUUGGUUGUGAAACCGGAUGCAUCCUAUGAAGAUGAGGGUAUUCGUAUUUUAGAACGAAAAGUUAGGCAACUACGGUCUCGAGCAAUUCCAUUUGUCAAAGUGCAAUGGAAUUCACAGGACGAGCGAGAAGCUUCGUGGGAGCGUGAGGAUGUUAUUCGUCAUUCUCACCCGCAACUUUUUAAUAACGUGAAAAUUUAUGCAGAUAGGAAGCGUCGACCAUUACCUCUUGAAGUCGGAGAUGAGGUAUUACUCAAGGUGUCUGCUGUGAAAGGAGUAAUGAGGUUUGAGAAGAAAGGUAAAUUGGCUCCUAGAUUUAUUGGACCUUUUCCUAUAACUAAGAAGAUUGGAAAUGUGGCAUACCAGUUGGAGUUACCACCGCAGUUAUCUUGUGUCCACAACGUAUUUCAUGUUUCUAUGCUACGUAGACACUUAAGAGAUGGGGAGCGAGCUCAAAAAGCAAACCUUAGUGAGUUAGUUGUGAAACCGGAUGCCACCUAUGAAGAUGAGGGUAUUCGUAUUUUAGAACGACAAGUUAGGCAACUAUGGUCUCGAGCAAUUCCAUUUGUCAAAGUGCAAUGGAAUUCACAGGACGAGCGAGAAGCUUUGUGGGAGCGUGAGGAUGUUAUUCGUCGUUCUCACCCGCAACUUUUUAAUAACGUGGUAAUUUUAAUUCCAGGGACGGAAUCCUUUUCUAGUGGGGUAGACUAUAAUAGCCAACCAUUUUGA
Molecule: messenger RNA, 1311 nt
Organism: Papaver somniferum (opium poppy)
Lineage: Eukaryota; Viridiplantae; Streptophyta; Magnoliopsida; Ranunculales; Papaveraceae
Exons: 3
Coding region: 1-1311 (436 amino acids)
Source: RefSeq, a predicted model, not a curated record